Messenger RNA from Laccaria bicolor S238N-H82, 900 nucleotides. RefSeq lists its product as uncharacterized. The record is from RefSeq and is a predicted model, not a curated record. Bases 1 to 900 code for a protein of 299 amino acids. Lineage: Eukaryota; Fungi; Basidiomycota; Agaricomycetes; Agaricales; Hydnangiaceae. The transcript has 12 exons.
AUGAGCUCCCAACUUGUCAGCAUUGUUCCAGCCGCUCCUCUUACUGAUGAUGUCUUCCCUUUCAACCAGGAUGCCUUCAUCAAGAUUCGCGAAUAUCAACAGAAAGAUUUAGCAUUUUUGGACACUCCGCCCGUAAGGGCAUUGAUCGGGGUUGGCGAUAUAGUCGGCGGCGCGUCUACGGCUGUAGUUGGAGGAGUAAGCUCAGCAGCUACUGGCGUCGCGUCAUCUUUGUUCGGAGGGCUUGGCACUGUCACUGGUGGGCUUCCGGGUGGGGGAUUGCUUCGCUCGGUCGGACAGGGCACAUUGGGAGCAAUUAGCACGGCCGACGUAGUAGCCCAACAACUCGUUGACCCGACUAAAGUAGCGCGUCAGCAUUAUCAUUACUCGUCCGAAGUCAAGAAGGCUUUGCCCCCUGCGAUAGAUGCGGUCGACGAAGUUAUCCAUGAUUUUUCAUCUGGUGCUGGGCACGCGGUUCAACAACUUUAUGAUAACAUCGCAACCCAGGGUGUAGCGAUCACAGCCAGAUUGAUCAAUAGCUUGGCAGACGUUGACGUCAAAUUGGCGGCGUUGUACGCAGUUUUGACCCAGGGUAACAUCCAGGAGCACAUCGCAGUUGGCCAAGAUAAAUACAAGGGUGUAGAUCCGAGCAAGUUUGGCAACCAAAAGAAUUACUUGCAAGAGCUCAACCAGUAUCUCCCUCCUGUUCUCAAGACUAUCCAAGAUGUCAAAGUUUCGUUUGCAACUAUAUCCAAGAACCUUCAUACCGCUCAGGACAAGAUCAACGCCGGUGUGAUUGAUCCUAACCAAAUCUUUGCACAGAGCCCCGAUGAAGUUGUUGCUGCUUGGAAGGCUUUCGAAGUCAAGAGGAAAACCAUGACCUAUCUCCCCUACAAAUAUUAG